UGGGUGGGCCCACCAAUGGACGAAGAGUCGGAGCCGCAUUCGCAUCCCCGCGUCAUCGUCCACCGUAUACUCCGGUCCUCCGUCUUCAUUGCACACAACCAAACACCAAGCAAGCAAGCAAGCAGAGCGAGGCCAUCGAGGAUGUCGAGGAGCCCGCAGCUGAGCCUGAGCGGCUGCAGCUCGCUCUUCUCCCUCUCCAGCACCAGCACCAGCCGCGACAACGACAGCGCUGCCGCCGCGCCAGUGCCCGUGCCGCUGUCCCUUCAUCCGCUUCUGCCCCCUCGCCCUCCCGGCCCUCUUCUGUCGCUCAGCAUCGGCGGCGGCGGAGACGAGGAGGAGGAGUACCUGCAGCUGGGCGGCCUGGAUCUGCAGCUGAUGGGGGGCGGCGGCGGCGGCGGCGGCGGCGGCGACGACGACGACGAGCGCAAGACCGUCCGGAUGAUGAAGAACAGGGAGUCUGCGCUCCGCUCCAGGGCAAGGAAGAGGGCGUAUGUGCAGGAGCUGGAGAAGGAGGUUCGUCGCCUGGUGAAUGAGAACCUCAAGCUCAAGAGGCAGUGCAAACAACUGAAAGUGGAGAUGGCUGCACUGAUCCAGCCGAGCAGCAGCAAGAGCAGCUCCCAGCUCAUCAGAAGAACCUCCUCGUCCACUCGGCUCUAGCUCCCGACUCCAUCUGCCACUGCAUACUUGUGGGUUGUUGCAUCCACUACUAGCUCCUCCUACACUACAGCUCCUGCUC
This is a messenger RNA of Phragmites australis (common reed), 736 nucleotides long. Its product is annotated as bZIP transcription factor 27-like. Gene Ontology annotation, biological process: positive regulation of DNA-templated transcription. The record is from RefSeq and is a predicted model, not a curated record. Gene Ontology annotation, cellular component: nucleus. The transcript has 3 exons. Gene Ontology annotation, molecular function: DNA-binding transcription factor activity. Lineage: Eukaryota; Viridiplantae; Streptophyta; Magnoliopsida; Poales; Poaceae. Bases 16 to 657 code for a protein of 213 amino acids.